Lodderomyces oxycetoniae is the source of this 3414-nucleotide messenger RNA. RefSeq names its product DNA-dependent ATPase. Gene Ontology annotation, cellular component: nucleus. The record is from RefSeq and is a predicted model, not a curated record. Bases 1 to 3414 code for a protein of 1137 amino acids. Gene Ontology annotation, molecular function: chromatin binding; ATP binding; DNA binding. NCBI's taxonomy places the organism in Eukaryota, Fungi, Ascomycota, Pichiomycetes, Serinales, Debaryomycetaceae. The transcript has a single exon.
AUGAGUUGGUAUCAAAGAAACUCGGCAAAUGGUAAUGGGAAUGGUAACCGUGCAUUGUUGCUGACCCCGCGGAGUCAGAGUCAACUGAACCAAGUUCAAGUUUCAGACUCGUCACCUAUUCAUAUUACUUCAUCACCAGCCGAGGGCAGUUCAUCGCCUCCGGCUCCACGACAACCGAGUCUCACGCAUAAAAUAGAUGAAGCUAAACGGAAGGACAUUGAAAGGAAAAGACAGCUAAUACGCGAACAUAAGGAUUUCCCUCUUGUUCGAAGAAGAUUUCAUUAUCUUAGUGAGAGUGAUAUAUUUAAAGGCUUUGUUAAGGGUAAUGGGGUUUUAAGAGAUGUAACAAGAUGGCUAGAAGAAAACUAUAAUUAUGAUGAUUAUAUUAGACAGCAGAGAGAAAUCAAAGCAAAACAAUUAAGAGAAGAUAGUGUGUUGCAGCAGAGGCAAAGGGAGGAGCAAUUGAAACGAGACUAUGAAGCUAAUGUGAGAAGAAGAGAGGAAAAAUCGACAAAGGACACAGGUUUUGAUGAUAGCUACGGGGGUGGUGGUGGUGGUGAUGAUGAUAAGGAUACUUUGAUCAAGAGACGCUCAAAUAGCAUCUACGAUGAUGAGAAUGGAUCACCUGUGAGAGUGAAAGGAAAAGCAAGAGUCAAACUCGAAGAGCCAUCACCUUUUAAGGAGACUAAUUCAUCAACCAAAGUGGAAAUCAAAUCAAAACAGUCCAUCUUAGAUAAGUAUAAGAAGCCCAAUUUCAAAAAUCAACAUCAACCUACUCUUGAAAAUUUUGGAAGACUUGCUUCGUUAUCAAACCCCACCAACAAGAAAAGGAAACUAGCUAGAGGCUCAUUGUUGGAUAAUGAGUCAGUGGUAUCUUCAAGGUCUGAAUCCUCGUCACCAGUUCCAGCUCCAACUUCAUUGAGUGCAAGAUUCAGCUUUAAUGAAGGAGGAGCCACAAGUCUAAGCAACAGUGGAACUGAAUCACCUCUUGAUGAGUUAGAAGAGCUGGAGAGGAGGAUUGCUGAGAAUCGUAGGAAAGCAAAGUUGCAUAAACUUCAGUACCAAUCCCAUUCUAAGUCCCAGUCCCAGUCGCAACGUAUUUCUAAACAUCAGGUAAUUACAAUAAGUGAUGAUGAGGAUAUCUUGGAUGAUGACAACCUUAGUGAUUCGAUGUCAGAAGACGGUUUGGAAGUUGGUGCAAAUGAAGGGAUCACUAGUAUAGAUGCCAAGAUUUUUGAGUUUAUCAACAAUGCUCCAAUUGAGGACAUUAUAGAUAUUUCAGGAGUUGAACCUGAAGUUGCUGAAGUUGUGAUUAGUCAGCGUCCUUUCCAGAACAUAUACGAGAUAUCUGAAAACGAUUUUACAAUUGCAGGUGCGGAUGCUCCUAAAAGCAGUAGAAAAAAGAAAGUAGGAUUGCGAAUGAUUGAGCAAACUGAAUCGAGCUUGAGAGGAUACAAAGCGAUUGAUUCAUUGAUCAAGAAAUGUGCAGAGUAUGGGGACAUCAUUGCAACACAAAUGAAAAAAUGGGGAGUGACUAAUACUGGCACAGAAGGAGAACUCGAUUUAGUAGACUUGGAUCCGAUGGAUAGUGGCGACGAUGGUAAGAAGCAAGAGGAUGUUUCAGUUAUAGACGUUGAUGAAUCAGAUGACGAUAUUAUCCAUGUAGAAAAAGGUUUGAAAUACAUUAAACAUAAGCCAUUGCUUUUAAGCGAUGAAAUCACAUUGAAUAAUUAUCAACAAGUUGGGGUCAAUUGGAUUAACUUGUUGUAUCAAAAUAGGCUUUCGUGUAUUUUAGCCGAUGAAAUGGGAUUGGGGAAAACCUGUCAAGUUAUCGCAUUUCUAGCAUAUUUGAAACAAGCAGGCGAAAAGUCACCACACUUGAUUGUUGUACCUGCAUCUACGAUUGAAAACUGGAUUAGAGAGUUUGACAAGUUUUGUCCUGAAAUCAAGGUACAGGCUUACUAUGGUACGCAGAGAGAAAGAGAAGAUUUGAGAUACGAUUUACAGGAUUCUGAUUUUGAGGUAUUGAUUACAACUUAUUCACUUGCAUGUGGGUCUCCACAAGAUGCGAAAUUCCUAAGAAACCAGAACUUUAAUGUAGUGGUUUACGACGAAGGGCAUUUGUUAAAGAACUCGCAAUCAGAGAGAUAUUCAAAGUUGAUGAGAUUGAAGGGAAAUUUUAGACUUUUGUUGACCGGUACUCCUUUACAAAACAAUUUAAAAGAAUUGAUUUCAUUGCUUGCAUUUAUAUUACCAGAUGUUUUCAACGACAAGAAGGAGGAUUUAGUUGGAAUCUUCCGCCAAAAAGCAAGUGCCAUUUCUGAAAAUGAAAAGUCGACCUCACUGAAAAAAAAGGAUUAUAAUCCGCUUUUAUCCCAACAAGCAAUCAAAAACGCCAAAACAAUGAUGACUCCAUUUGUUUUACGUAGACGUAAGGAUCAAGUGUUGCAGCACUUGCCUGUUAAAUGUCAUGAAAUUUGUUAUUGUCAAUUAACAAUUGACCAAGCAAAAUUGUAUAAUAAAUUCAUUGAAGAUGGUAGAAGAGUUAGAUCUGAGAGGGAAAAGAGGAAAAAUUUGUCGUCGGCGGAGGCAGCGAAGUUGAACAGGAAGGAUCCUAUUCCCACUUCGUCUAAUGUGUUGAUGCAAUUGCGCAAGGCUUCGUUGCAUCCAUUGUUGUUUAGGGUCCUUUAUACUGAUGACAAGUUGAAAUUGAUGGCAAAGGCGAUAAUGAAUGAACCUGAGUAUGUUGAAGCCAAUCAGCAAUACAUUUGCGAAGACAUGACUGUGAUGUCAGAUUUCGAGUUGAACAACUUGUGUAUGAAAUUUCCACAUACUUUAAAGAAAUGGCAACUUCCUGAGGAGUCAUUUUUGAACAGUGGUAAAGUUAUCGAGUUGGAGAAGAUAUUAGAUUCUAUAAUUCACAAGAAACAUGAAAAGGUUUUAAUCUUUUCUUUAUUUACACAAGUAUUGGACAUUUUGGAAAAAGUAUUGACCAUAUUCAACUACAAAUUUGUGAGGUUGGACGGUAGCACCAAAGUCGAAGAACGUCAAGAAACGAUUGAUAUUUUUUACCAGGAUGACACUAUCCCGAUAUUUUUGCUUUCUACUAAGGCAGGUGGAUUUGGUAUCAACUUGGUUGCCGCCAAUAAUGUGAUUAUUUUUGAUCAGUCAUUUAAUCCACACGAUGAUAAGCAAGCGGAGGAUAGAGCUCAUAGAGUUGGACAAACUAAAGAGGUUACAGUAUACAAACUUAUCACAGACAAGACUGUUGAAACCAAUAUGUUGAUGAUUGCUGAAAACAAACUACAAUUGGAUCAAAGUAUUUCAGGGGACGCAGUUGAUAAUGGUAAAUUUGAAGAGAAUGCAGCAUCAAUUUUUGAAAAGAUAUUAUUUUCUGACAAGAAAUCUAUUUAG